Messenger RNA from Pyrus x bretschneideri (Chinese white pear), 2573 nucleotides. Its product is annotated as dehydrodolichyl diphosphate synthase CPT3. Bases 1459 to 2331 code for a protein of 290 amino acids. NCBI's taxonomy places the organism in Eukaryota, Viridiplantae, Streptophyta, Magnoliopsida, Rosales, Rosaceae. Gene Ontology annotation, biological process: polyprenol biosynthetic process. The record is from RefSeq and is a predicted model, not a curated record. Gene Ontology annotation, cellular component: endoplasmic reticulum. The transcript is spliced from 3 exons.
UGACAUGUAACAAAGCUCACAUCUUUGUCUUCCAGAAGAAGAACCAGCAGCUAAAGCGUCAAGCUUUGCGCCCUCCUUCCUCCAUAGCCGUCGAUAUCAAGUUCAAAGUUGAGAAAUUCCAACUCAAAGGUGUGCGAUUUCUUCAUUUCAUCAGCAAUGGCGGCCCUUCAUUCUCUUUCAGUAAUCUCACGUGCUCUGUUUUUAGGGUUUUGUUUUUUCAGAAAUUGAAAAAUGCACCUUCUUGAUCACUGAACACGCUAGGCACAUUGGGGUUUUCUCUUUUUUGUCCAUGUUUCACCAAAUCGCGUUCGUAACAUUUUGAUCCUUAAUUUUUGGGGUCUUUUUUUAAAUUUAAUUUAAUUUUUAAUGUUUAAAAGAAGAGGCAAACUUGAUCAACAAUGGCGAAGAUGGUUUCUGGUUUCAAACAAUCGGAGAUGAAUCAGUUUGAUCGUUCCUUGCUGCAAUUGAAUGGUCUUUUGGAGAAGAUGUGUUAUGAUCCACAUCAACUACACUUAUGGAGGUGUAGAGGUUCUUAAGUUUCAGGUCCUCUCAUCUAUUGGACUAAUCCUUUGGUUGACAUUGGUAUCAGAGUCUAGGUUUCCAAUGCUGCGGAGAGGACGAUCUGGAAAGGACUACCUUAACGGGACAACCAAAAGGUGCACCACCGUUAAGAGUAAAAGCCAGCAGAGUAAAGGCCGUUGUGGGUGUCGGCUUCCGAAGGGUGUUAUAAUGUUAUGAUCCCACAUCGAUUACAUUUAUGGGUGUGUAGGGAUUCUCCCAUCUAUUGGACUAGUCUUUUGGAUUGGGCUCUUUCCUUGAGCUUAAGUACCUAACAAGAUGGGUUCGUUCGAAUGUGCUUCAGAGCCAAUUCCAGGAGAUCCAGGACGGCAUAACUAGGAUCGGAACUCCCUCUGGAUCCGAUUCAAGGAGGAGGACCGAGAAAAUGAGCUGGAAGUCAAAGUUGUGAGCUUUGCCACGUGUUUUGCAUUUGUUGGUGGGUAUUAUCUCAGUGCCACGUGAUGAUAUUGUACCAUCUAAUAAUAUCUCUGAAAUUUGAAACUGCAUGGUCAGAAAUUAAACUUGGCUCAAAUUUCGGGGGCCAUUUAAUAAAUAAAGUAAAAAACUGAAGGUACUACGUAGAUAUUUUUGUAUGUGAUUCCAGCUUCAAAGAGAGACGGCAGUAGCGAAAUUGUCUUUGAAGUCUUACCUUUCACUGGGGAGUCGCCGCCCUACUCUGCAUUUGAUUCUUCACCGCUCUUUGAAUGCAGCGGCAUUUUGAUUGAGAGCAGCAGAGCUUUGGGUUUUGGCGAGUCGCUUAUUACAUAAGCUCUAUUGGGAUUUUCAGAUUGAUUGUUGCCGUUGCACAAACCCUAAUUUUCUGAAGAAUUUAAUUAGCCACGACCCACCCAGGUCAUAUCGGUUUUAUCAGAGAACUCGACAGUUGUACGGGGCUCUAGGAUGGAGAAAACCAGUGGCAAUACAGCAACCCGCUUGUUUUGGAGCAUAGUUAGUUUUUUGAGGAGAUGUCUCUUUCUUGUAAUAUCUAUUCGUCCCAUACCACGUCACAUUGCCUUCAUCAUGGAUGGAAACAGAAGAUUUGCUAAAAAGCGGAAGAUGAUGGAUGGGGAUGGACACAGGAUUGGGUUUUUGGCUUUGAUGUCCAUGCUCAAGUAUUGUUAUGAGCUGGGUGUGACAUAUGUAACGGUAUAUGCGUUUAGUAUUGAUAAUUUCAAAAGGAAUCCUGAAGAAGUUCAAUCCUUGAUGGACCUCAUGCAGGAGAAGAUCGAAGGGUUAAUCAAAGAAGAAAGCAUAGUGAAUCGGUAUGGAGUUAGGGUACAUUUUAUUGGGAACCUAAAGCUCUUGAGUGAACCUGUCAGAUCGGCAGCAGAGAGGGCUAUGGCAGCCACGGCCAAUAACUCCCGAGGAGUGCUGUCAAUAUGUAUUGCCUACACUUCCACUGAUGAGAUUGUGCAUGCUGUUCAAGAAUCGUGUGAAGAAAAACUGGACGAGAUUAGCGCGAUGAAUGCAAGUGGAGCUGGGUAUGGUCUAAUUAAACUUGGAGGCAAUGAAGAGGAUGAAAGGGUGAAGAUUGUAAAAUUGACAGAUAUUGAAAAACAUAUGUAUAUGGCGGUUGCACCAGACCCUGAUGUUUUAAUCCGUACUUCAGGUGAGACACGGUUGAGCAAUUUUCUUUUGUGGCAGAGUGCAUUUUGUUAUUUGUACUCUCCCUCGGUGCUCUGGCCUGAGAUUGGUUUCCGUCAUUUUGUUUGGGCGGUCUUGAAAUUUCAGUCUAACUAUUUUUAUCUUGAACGCAAAAGGAAACAGUCAUAACUUUGUCGAGUGAUGUGUUGUUGCCUAUGGUCUAAGAUGUUCUUGUUAAUCUCUACUUGCUGCUAAACUACUGUUUUAUGUAACAAUAUAGAUUAACGCAGGCUGGUACCAUUUAUCAUUGCUUUGGAUGGUACUUUUACAGUUUACAUUCUCAUGUAAACGUCAUUCUGUUGUACUGUAAGAAUAAACUGUGGACACGGUAAAAUAAAUUUGGUAUGUGCUAGAUUGAUUUGCAUGGUUGA